AUGGGAAGAUCCGCAAUGCAUCCCACCGGCCGAAAGCGUCGGGUCACCACCUGCGUGCCCUGCUACACUAAGAAACAGAGAUGCAACCGCCAGUACCCCUGCAAUCAUUGCACCCGACGUCGACGACCCGAGGAGUGUGUGUACAAGUCUACUAUUGCCGAACCCUCAAACAAUUCGCCUCGGGAAUCUAUCGGAGGUCUGGAGCCCCGGGAGCCAACUAGUAUUGAGUUACCAGAAGGGUUUGCCGAGAUGUUGCCGUCAGAGGCGCAAAAUGGCUCAUCUAAUCCACACUCUUCUCUGGCUAAAUCCUUUGGCUACUUCGAGCACAGUGACUCUAAUACAAUGGCUUUGCUCAAAAAGUGGGACCUUGACAGCAGGGACGAAGAUGAGAACACCCAGGGUAUGUCAACUACAGUCCUGGAGACAGUUAAAGAAUAUUUUGAUCGAAUGCCUCCCCGUCCGAUAUUGGAUUUUCUGAUGCAGUAUUUCGUUGAUGAUUUGAACUGGAUGAAACAAAUCAUCCACCCACCCAGCUUUCUGACACACUAUCAGCAAUGGUGGGCCAAGAAAUGGCCUCUUUCUGUGGAGGAAAUUGAAUUUGCCGCUCUGAUACUUCGGAUUGGUGCCUAUUCGGCACAUUUCCUGCCUUCUCCGUCCCACACUUCUGAUCGGAUUCAUGGGCAGCCACUCUCGGAAGUUCGUAACACCUGUAGUGACAUUGCUGAUGAGCUUGCCAGAGCAUGCCUGGCUUUGGACUGGAAAGGAUCUCUAGUCCGAGUUCAGCACGUUUUAUUCGCCUCUCUCAGAUUCUCCUGUGAAGGGAGGACUGAUAAAUUUUGGGAAGGCAUUGCCUCUGCUUGUAGUGCAGCGCAGAAGGCAGGUAUUCACACGGUCGCACCUGUGCCAGGGGAGGAUAGUUCUCAAGUAUUAGAGAAGGAGAUGCGCCGGAGAACGUUAUGCGGGCUGUAUGUUCUGGACAGCCAUCUGGCCCGACAGCUUGACCGGGUCCCAAUUUUCCCCGACAACCUAGUUUUAGAGACAUUACCCCGAUUACGCCUUGCCCCGGACAUCAUCGACUUGUCUACGCCUGCGGACACACCUGAAAUCUUCACCGAGCGUCUCAUGCAGGUCCGGUUGGGAAUGUUUUGGAGAAGCUUGGGUUCCAAACGGAACCUACCAUAUGACCCUAUUCAAGGCGAAGAGCGGUAUGAACGAUUCUGUGCGGACUAUAUCCCAACCUUACCCCCGGAAUUUGCACUCAAUCCGGAUCGGAGGUGGGAUGUCCAACUUUCUAAGUUGCCCAUGCAGAGACAGCUGCUCUACAUCGCUAUCUUCGAUUCCGUUUGUUGGAACUUUCGCCCCCUCCUGUUGCUGCAACCCAGCCAAGUCACCAGUUUACCCCCUUAUAAACAAGUUCUUCUCCGGUCCCAAAAGCACAGGCUGGCUCUAGCUGCUCUCGAGGAGCUACAUGCUGUCACCACUCUGCAUACCAUGUUCGGAAGCUCCCACACGCGUUUUAGCGCCAUCAUAUUCAACACGUUCGAAGCUGCAGUUGUUCUUCUUGUACUUUGUGCACAUAAAGACUUCCCCUUUGAUCAAGGCGAAAGACAUGUCAAUAUUCUCGGUUUGAGAGUGGCCACCCUGACUCGGGCGAGAACGAUGCGGGCAGUUGAGAAGGCUUUGGGACGACUUCAGAUGCUGGCUGGGGUCAGUGAGAUGGCUGCCUCUGGAGCACAGGUUGUGACGGAGCUGUUUUCGAAGGCUGUCAGACUUGAGCAACUCCAAGAGCCAGACACCACCACUGAGUCAAACCAGAGCUCUUUAUCCCCGCGUAUAUCUUCGAACUUCCCCAACGUAGACAGGGGCUCUGGGCUCUGGAUGUCUCCAGGGGAGUGGAAUCUGACGUCGAUGCCAGAUAUGGUGUCCACCAUAGGUUAUGGUGACUCAUACUCAAUUCUGCAAUUUCCUUCUCUUGACCCCACAUGUUGGAAUAGCAAUUUUCACAACUAG
Messenger RNA from Aspergillus luchuensis, 2010 nucleotides. RefSeq names its product fungal specific transcription factor domain-containing protein. Gene Ontology annotation, biological process: DNA-templated transcription; regulation of DNA-templated transcription. Gene Ontology annotation, cellular component: nucleus. Gene Ontology annotation, molecular function: zinc ion binding; DNA-binding transcription factor activity, RNA polymerase II-specific; DNA binding. NCBI's taxonomy places the organism in Eukaryota, Fungi, Ascomycota, Eurotiomycetes, Eurotiales, Aspergillaceae. The transcript is spliced from 5 exons. The record is from RefSeq and is a predicted model, not a curated record. Bases 1 to 2010 code for a protein of 669 amino acids.